AUGAGACUUCUCUAUUUUGAUGCGUCUGGAAAUCUGAAAUAUAGAGUGUUCACCCGCGAAAUACCGCCAUAUGCUAUUUUGUCCCACACAUGGGAUCCCAAGGGCCACGCUGUUGAAUUCACUUAUGAAGACCUUAUGAAAAAUACUGGUAGAGAUAAGGUUGGCUUUUCCAAGAUCGUGUUUUGUGGCCAGCAAGCAGCCCGCGACAAUUUGGAGUACUUCUGGGUCGACACAUGCUGCAUUAAUAAGUGGAAUCUCAGCGAGCUAUCUACUGAGAUCAAUUCCAUGUUCCGAUACUACCAGAAUGCAGCUAAAUGCUAUACACUCCUAUCGGAUAUCUCAAAACCCGCAUGUCUAUACAAGAAUGGACUAUCGGUAUCUUUACAGAAGGCCAAAAUGUCACUCUAUAAAAGCAAAUGGUUUACACGUGGCUGGACACUGCAAGAGCUCAUAGCUCCGGCUUCAGUGGGGUUUUUUUCUUCAACGUAUGAGUGGCUUGGGGACAAAACCUCUUUGGAGAAGGUCAUUCAUGAAGUCACCAAGAUUCCAGUUGAUGCUUUACGCGGACGUCCACUAAAAGAAUUUAGCAUCAACGAACGAAUUGCAUGGGCAGAUAACCGCAAAACAACAGAGGAAGAAGAUAUUGCUUACUGUCUCCUUGGAAUAGUUGGUGUUACAAUACCGCUGAUGUAUGGAGAAGGAAAGGUGGAGGCAAUGAGGAGGCUGUGGUUGGAAAUUGAAUCAACAGGUUCAACUCCAUUUAUUGUGCCAUUUGACAGGAAUCACCGGUUUACUGGCCGUGAAUCUGAACUCGCCAGGUUGCAGAAAGCUCUCUUCAUUGAGGGCCAGACAACAAAAAUUGCAAUCACAGGAAUGGGUGGAAUUGGAAAAACACAGUUGGCGCUUGAACUGGCCUAUAGAAUAAGACAAAUAUAUCAGGACUGCUUGGUACUAUGGAUACCAGCUGCUAGUAUGGAGAGUAUUCAGCAGGGAUAUAUGCAGAUUGCUCAGCGACUUCAAAUUCCUGGAUGGAAUGAUGAGAAGCUGGAUACCAAGCAACUUGUGAAAAGUCAUCUAAGUGAAAAGAGUACAGGAAAGUGGCUUCUCAUAUUCGAUAGCGCGGAUGAUGAUAGCAUAUGGGCUACUAAAGUAUCUGGUGUUGGUGGCUUAAUCAAUAACCUGCCAAAAUCUGAAAGAGGAUGUGUUAUCUUUACAACACGUAACAAGAAAACGGUUGAUAGGUUAGCUCCAGGGAUCAUCAUGGAGAUGUCAGAGAUGGAUACUGAGAUAGCUCUAAUUAUGCUUAAAAGAUCCUUGCCCAACCAGGAUUUAGCUAAUCAGCAGCAGGAAAUCGAUCUUUUGUUGGAAGAGCUUGCGUUCUUCCCCCUAGCCAUUAUAUUGGCAUCAGCCUAUAUUAAAAUUCAUAAUUUGCCUAUUAGGAAUUAUCGAGCACUAUUAAGGUCACAAGAUAAAGAGAUGGUUGAAUCUAUCAGUCAAGAAUUGAAGGACGAAUGGCAAGCUUAUGAAAGAACACGCCCUUUGAUCGCACCUUGGCUCAUUUCCUUUAACCAAAUCCGGAAAAGGAACGAGUUCGCGGCUAGAUAUUUGUUAUUCAUGGCUUGCAUAAAAGAUACUGAUAUCCCAGUUUCUAUACUGCCCAGGGGUCCAACAUAUAUAGUUGAGAAAGACGCUUUAAAAAUACUUUCAGAUUAUUCAUUAAUUAUCAGACGGCCAGCUGGAUCAGCAUUAGAUAUACAUCAACUUGUGAAUUUGGCAACAUUGAGCUGGCUUCAGAAGCAUCGCUUACUAAGUCAGUGGGUUGAAACGUCUAUAGCUCAACUUAAUGAUGUAUUUCCAGAAGCUGACUAUUGGAACCAAAGUACAUGGCGAAGACUUUUGCCACAUGCUAUGCAAGUACUGAACAUCGGAUAUAUAGAGGAAAAAAAUACCUCCAAGAUGGACCUUAUGCAAAGGUGUGCCAUAAGCCUAUAUGGCGAUGGACAAUGGAAAAAGGCUGAAGAGCUGUUUCUGCAAGUUUACACGAAAAAGCGGAUGCUUGAGGAGGAGCAUCCAGACACUCUGACCAGCAUGGCUAAUCUGGCGUCGACAUACAGAAACCAAGGGCGGUGGAAAGAGGCCGAAAAUCUGGAAGUGCAAGUCACGGACAUAAGAAAGAGGGUGCUUGGAAGGGAACAUCCAGACACUCUGACCAGCAUGGCUAAUCUGGCAUCGACAUACAGAAACCAAGGGCGGUGGAAAGAGGCAGAAGAACUAGAAUUGAAAGUCAGGGAUAUAAGUUUCAGCGUGCUAGGGAAAGAACAUCCAGACACACUCACGAGCAUGGCCAACCUGGCGUCAACAUACCGAAAUCAAGGGCGGUGGAAGGAGGCCGAAGAGCUGGAAAUGCAAGUCAAGAAUAUGAGAGAGAGGAUACUGGGAGAGGAGCAUCCAGACACGCUGACCAGCAUGGUCAACCUGGCGUCGACAUUGUGGAAUCAAGGGCGGUGGAAGGAGGCCGAAGAGCUGGAAGUCAAAGUGAGAAAUAUGAGCUUGAGAGUGCUAGGAGACGAGCAUCCGGACACACUGAUGGUCACGGCAAAUCUCGCAUCCACAUACAGCAAUCAAGGGCGGUGGAAGGAGGCAGAAGAGCUGGAAAUGCAAAUCAUGAACACGAGAAAGAGACUACUGGGAGAGGAGCAUCCAGACACGCUGACCAGCGUGGUUAACCUGGCGUCGACGUAUUGGAAACUAGGGCGAUGGAAGGAGGCCGAAGAGCUGGAAGUGCAAGUCUUAGACUCGAGUUUUAGAGUGCUAGGAGAGGAGCAUCCGGACACACUGACCAUCAUGGCUAAUUUGGCGUCGACAUACAGAAACCAAGGGCGGUGGAAAGAGGCAGAAGAACUAGGAUUGAAAGUCAGGGAUAUAAGUUUCAGGGUGCUAGGGGAAGAACAUCCAGACACGCUCACAAGUAUGGCCAACCUGGCGUCAAUAUACCGGAAUCAAGGGCGGUGGGAAGAGGCUGAAACUCUGGAAGUGCUCGUCAAAGACACAAGCUCAAGAGUGCUAGGAGAGGAGCAUCCAGACACACUGACGAGCAUAACCAAUUUGGCCAAGAAAUUCCGGAAUCAGGGGCGGUGUGAGGAGGCUGAGGAGCUGGAAGUGCACGUCAUUAACACCAGAAAGAGAGUGCUUGGAGAUGAACAUCCAGACACGCUGGCCAGUAUGGCCAAUUUGGCGUCAACAUACAGUAAUCAAGGGCGGUGGAAGGAGGCCGAAGAGCUGGAAGUACACGUCAAGGAUGUAAGGAAGAGGGUGCUAGGAGAGGAGCAUCCAGACACGCUUACCAGCUUGGCUAAUCUGGCGUUGACAUAUAGCAAUCAGGGACGGUGGAAGGACGCUGAAGAGUUAGAAAUGCAUGUCAUGAACACAAGAAAGAGGGUGCUAGGAGAGGAUCAUCCAGACACGCUGACCAUCAUGGCCAACCUGGCGUCGACAUACAGCAAUCAGGGGAGGUGGAAAGAGGCCGAAAAGCUGGAAAUGCAGGUCAAGGACGCGAGAAAGAGGGUACUAGGAGACGAGCAUCCAGACACGUUAACCAGCAUGGCCAAUCUGGCAUCGACAUACAGCGAUCAAGGACGGUGGAAGGAAGCCGAAGAACUGGAAAUGCAAGUCUUAAAUACGAGUUUGAGGGUGCUUGGAGAGGAGCAUCCAGACACGCUGACCAGCAUGGCCAACCUAGCGUCAACGUUCAGCAAUCAAGGGCGGUGGAAGGAGGCCGAAGAGCUGGAAACUCAAGUCAAGGACGCGAGGAAGAGGGUACUAGGAGUGGACCAUCCGGACACGCUGACCAGCAUGGCCAACUUAGCAUCAACGUACAACAAUCAAGGACGGUGGAAAGAUGCAGAAGUGCUGGAAGUGCAAGUCUUAGACACUAGUUUGCAGGUACUAGGAGAGGAGCAUCCAGACACGCUGACCAGCAUGGCCAAUCUUGCAACGACAUAUAUGAAUCAAGGACGGUUGAAGGAGGCCGAAAAGCUACUUGUUCAAGUCAUGGACACGAGAAAGAGUGUUCUAGGAAAAAAGCAUCCUUCAACCCUGACAAGCAUGGCCAACCUAGCAGCCGUAUGGAAAAGUCAAGAUCGAUACAAUGAUGCUCUGCAAUUAAUGAACCAAUGUCUCAAACUCCAGCUAAAAGUUUUAGGCAAUGCUCAUCCUCGCACACUGUCCACAAUAAUGACCUUAUUUGAAUGGAGCGGUAUAGAUUUGGAUUCCUUAACUCAAAUGGCCGGAGACAGUUCUGCUUUCGAUGUGGAAUAG
Molecule: messenger RNA, 4317 nt
Organism: Verruconis gallopava
Lineage: Eukaryota; Fungi; Ascomycota; Dothideomycetes; Venturiales; Sympoventuriaceae
Exons: 1
Coding region: 1-4317 (1438 amino acids)
Cellular component (GO): kinesin complex
Molecular function (GO): protein binding; ADP binding
Source: RefSeq, a predicted model, not a curated record